Onychostoma macrolepis is the source of this 5434-nucleotide messenger RNA. RefSeq names its product mannosidase, alpha, class 1A, member 2 (gene man1a2). Bases 1143 to 3080 code for a protein of 645 amino acids. The transcript has 14 exons. Gene Ontology annotation, biological process: N-glycan processing; carbohydrate metabolic process. Gene Ontology annotation, molecular function: mannosyl-oligosaccharide 1,2-alpha-mannosidase activity; calcium ion binding. NCBI's taxonomy places the organism in Eukaryota, Metazoa, Chordata, Actinopteri, Cypriniformes, Cyprinidae. Gene Ontology annotation, cellular component: Golgi membrane; endoplasmic reticulum; extracellular exosome. The record is from RefSeq and is a predicted model, not a curated record.
CUAUAAAUGUUUUUUUUUUUCUUCUCUCUACUGUCCAUAAUUGACCGCCAUUGAUUUUGCGUUGCCUAUCGAGACUCGUACUUGAGCGACGCUCCCUGGCUUUACCAAACGGCAGCUGACUGGAUGUUGGAGGACUGAGAGGAGGAGUAGCUGUUGCAGUAACAACAUCCUGGAUAUUGGAGCCUGGCGGCGCACACGGCUACAGAAAUAAAGGAGAAACCAAGACGUAAGGAAAGCGGUGGUGGUAAUCGCAAAUGCUUCAGUGUAUAGAAGCACAGACAUGAACGUGAACUUGGCAGCUUUCAGGCAUUAAUUGUGGAUUUAUGGUCUAUGGCGCCGAUUGAUCCCGAGGCACCGACAAGGUGAUGCAGCAGCGGCAGGACGGGAUCGGUCCGCUACACGGCUGCCAGCUGAAUGCCUUUACUGGAGGAAAACGGCGCAGCACACGUCCAGCGCAGGCCGGCGUGAUCUUCCAUUAAAAUAGGACAGUAUGUAGAGAGGAUCAGCCAGCGGCUGCGAUACACCCGUGUUUACUUUCAUUAUUGUAUCGGCUCUCGAUAUCGCUCUCCGGUUCAGAGACGCUGCCACGGCAUCAAGCGGAUCAGGCCUGGGCUGAAACACCGUGCGCGCUUCGCGAUAUUUACCGUGGAAAGCGCGUAAUGUGACGCGAACUUUUAUCGUUAACAAGCAUAACGAAACACCUAGUGCUGUAUCAUUGUGUUUACUAUCCGCCUGUCCAGUUUUCUUUAUGUUUACUUAGGUUGCGAUAGGUUGUUUUUUCCUUUUCUUAUCAAACUGCUUUGCCCUUAUCGAUAGCAGAUUAUUGUAUUGCUAGUCUAAGAUAAAUAAUACGCCUGACGGCGGUGAGGGUGGACUCGCCGUUUAUCGUGAAGAUAACGACUCGACCCAACCCGCCUUGACACGGAGAAGCUUUCGGAUCAAAGCGAGGAUCAUGGAUCGGAAUGAUAAGAAGACCCUCACGAGCAAGUGGAAUCAGUUGUGAUCUACAGGACGACUCCAUUUCUAAGAGAUAAGCAGACGUUCGGCAGUAAAGCUCCCAUUACCGCAAUGAGAUAAUAGUGUGGCUUGCACAAAAACAACCUUGACACUUAUCCCACCAUAUUCCAGUUCAUCAUCAAAAUAUGACCACGCCGGCUCUAUUGCCACUAUCGGGACGUAGGAUACCUACCCUCUCGCCAGGUGCCUCCUCAUUCCCCCAUCACAGAGCCACCUUGCGGCUCUCAGAGAAGUUCAUCCUCCUCCUCAUUCUCAGUGCCUUCAUCACCUUGUGCUUCGGAGCGUUUUUCUUCCUCCCGGACAAUUCCAAACACAAGCGCUUUGACUUUGGUUUGGAGGACGUGUUGAUACCGCACAUCGAGUCGGAGAAGGAGGCGAGGCACAGCAGCAGACAGGUCAUACAUGGCGUGGGAGCUCACGACGAGCAUCGACACAGGGAGGAAGAGGAGAGCCUUCGUGACAAGAUCCGGGCAGAUCAUGAGCGGGCACUGCAGGAAGCCAAGGAAAAGCUCCGUAAAUCCAAAGAGGAGCUGAAGGCAGAGAUCCAGACAGAGAAGACCAAGGUAGCUGAGGACCUGAAGAAGAAAGAUGGACCCAAACCACUGCCUCCAGUACCUAUGCCCAAACUGGUAGGGGUCAACGAUGGUGACCCAGCGGACCCUGACACCAAGGAAAAAAGGGACAAAAUCAGAGAGAUGAUGAAACAUGCGUGGGACAGCUACAGGCAAUACGGCUGGGGCCACAACGAGCUCAAACCCAUCGCCAAGAAAGGACAUUCCACCAAUAUCUUCGGUAAUUCCCAGAUGGGGGCCACUAUAGUAGACGCCCUGGAUACCCUUUACAUAAUGGGCCUCCACGAUGAGUUUAAGGAUGGCCAGGAGUGGAUCGAGCAAAACUUGGAUUUCAGUGUGAAUGCAGAAGUAUCUGUCUUUGAGGUCAACAUCCGCUUCAUUGGAGGGCUUCUGGCUGCAUACUACCUCUCUGGACAGGAGGUUUUUAAGGUGAAGGCUGUCCAGCUGGCAGAAAAGCUGCUUCCUGCCUUCAACACCCCGACAGGCAUCCCUUGGGCCAUGGUCAAUUUGAAGAGUGGAGUGGGGCGUAACUGGGGCUGGGCGUCAGCUGGAAGCAGUAUUCUGGCUGAGUUCGGGACGCUGCACAUGGAGUUUGUGCACCUGACGUAUCUGACUGGAAACCCUGCCUACUAUCAGAAGGUGAUGCACAUACGGAAGCUGCUGGCUAAGAUGGACCGACCCAACGGGCUUUACCCCAACUACCUGAACCCACGCACAGGACGCUGGGGCCAGCAUCACACCUCAGUAGGUGGGUUGGGUGAUAGUUUCUACGAGUACCUGUUGAAGGCCUGGCUGAUGUCUGAUAAAACGGACACAGAGGCACGCAAGACGUACGAUGAUGCCAUCGAGGCUAUUGAGCGCCACCUCAUCCGUAAGUCCAACGGUGGCCUUACUUUCAUUGGGGAGUGGAAAAACGGCCACUUGGAGCGUAAGAUGGGUCACCUGACUUGCUUUGCUGGGGGCAUGUUUGCCCUGGGGGCUGAUGGGUCGCCAGAUGAUAAAGCUGGACACUAUCUGCAGCUCGGAGCAGAGAUUGCACACACCUGCCACGAAAGCUACGAUCGCACUGUGCUGAAGCUCGGUCCAGAGGCCUUUAAGUUCGACAGUGGGCUGGAAGCAGUGGCUGUGAGACAGAAUGAGAAAUACUAUAUCCUGAGGCCUGAGGUCAUCGAGACGUACUGGUACAUGUGGAGAUUUACCCACGACCCCAAAUACAGGCAGUGGGGUUGGGAAGCAGUGCAGGCUAUAGAUAAAUACUGCCGAGUAAGCGGAGGAUUCUCUGGUGUUAAAGACGUCUACUCCUCCAACCCCACCUACGAUGAUGUCCAGCAAAGCUUCUUCCUGGCUGAAACGCUCAAGUAUCUCUAUCUACUUUUCUCCAGCGACGAGCUGCUGCCUCUUGAGAACUGGGUGUUCAACACGGAGGCCCAUCCUCUGCCCGUCCUGCACCUGGGCAACAUCACCCUGCCUGGCAGCGAGACCCAGCGGUAGAGCGGACUCACCGGGGGGGCGCUCUCCCCCCUCGCUCGCCCCUUUUCUAAACGCUUCCCUCCUUGUGAAAGACAGCAGCUGCCAGUGCAAAGGAGAGGAGAGAACUGUACCCACCAACCACUGUCUCCUCCUGAACUGUGAAUCAUGGGACUGCAGUGAACGGAGGGGACCGGAACAGACCCAACUCUCUUUAUCUAUGUCUCUCUCAUAUAUUCUCUGAAGGACAGACUGCCGGAUUGAUCAUGUGUGUCUCUCUCUUGUGGCCACUGGUCCGACACAUCCGCACACACUGUACACACAUUAGCGGACUAAAAGACCUUCUGAAAUGGAUGUGCGUUUCUCACUGGAGAAGGAUUUUAACAAGUUCGUUCUUUUUUUUUUUUCUUUCUUUUUUUAAUCUUUUUUUUUUUUUCCUCUCUUUCUCUAAUUUGAUGGCAUUUCAUAUCAUCAGCUCAGCACUAAAUCAAAAUGAUGGAUAUAUGGUUUUCAGACCAGACCGCCUUCAGAGCCUUUCACUCUCUGAGCUGGGCUUCUGGAGAUGGCAGAUGUUGGAUGUGACCUCCUGUGAUCUUUCUCCAGGAUUUCUCUUCAGACAGUCUCUCCGAUGUCUCUUUGUUAAGGUUAGCGGUAAAAGGGACACAUGCUGCUAUCGAACAGCUGCUGCCUGUGACAUAGUCACCACCGUCAUUCCAGAAAUCUGCGCUUUCUGCGUCUUUCCAUUCCCAUCUUUUUUUCCAUCCAUUGUGAAUGCCCAGAAUGUCAUUCAUACUGCAUUCUGAAAGAAGGAUGGGCUGGCAUUUGGUUUUGCAUCACAAUGAAUCAACACUUGAAGGAACUGUAACUUGUGGAGAGAAGUCACAGUGCUGAAGAUGCUAAUGCUCACGGCAGUCACCAUUUGUUUUCAUUUGUUGAUGGUGCCGCUCUGUUAGUCCAGACCAGAUUCUUUCAGCAGCCAAGAUUUACCACUAAUCUUAGCCAACAAGGUAGAGUUUUUAUAUAUAUAUAUAUAUAUAUAUAUAUAUAUAUAUAUGGGUUUUAGAGUUCAUAAAUACACUGUGCCCUUUACAAGAAACCCAGAGUAAAUAAAACACAAAAAACAGUGCAAGGAUUUUAAAUACCAUUGCAUAACAACUAAGCCCAUGAUGUAUGUUGUUGGGAAUACUCCUGAAUGCUUUUCAUCAUUUCAGUCUGGAUGUGUUUUCGUUAGUCAAAUGCAUAUCUGAAUUUUUCAUGUGAGUUUUAACAUGACUUAUUCAGUCCUGGGCUGUAAACACCCUGAACAUGUUUUCUGAAACACGGUGGUGGCAGACAGAUUUCUGAUAUCAGAUGAUUAAACACAACCUGCAGCCAAUCAUAUUGAAGUAUUUUGUUUGUUUUUAUUUAUUUAUUUUUUGGUUUAAUUGACCUUUGAUGAAUAUUGAUUCAGUCUCUUUGGAAGAUGUGCUCAGCCUUAUGCGCUCAGACUCAAGUUUGUUUUUGUUUGGUUUUUAUCUUCAAGUGUGUAAAAUGGCACAUCCACAGAAGAUUUCAUGUAAUCGACCAGGAAAGGAAAAGCUAAUUUUCUCAUCUUGGUUAAUGAAGAAACUGAGAAUCAGUCUGUCAAAAAGACUCGAGCAUCAUUGAUGGGAUGCUGGGUGCCAUCGAUCACUUUAUAUCCUGUCAUUUCAGUUCCUCAUUCUCUAAAGCUCUCAUCCGAGUGUGAGAGAUAUGUGUCCUCUCCUCCCCUCUAGAUGGCAGCAGUGGUGUCCGGCUGCUCCUGUAUGUCAUUUAUUUUCUUUUCUCCCAGUAACAAGACUUUGACUUAAUGGUGAGUGAAGCCCAGGCCAACAACACUCUUCCUUGUUGUUGCUGGGUGGGUUUUGACAAAGCUGUGUUCUGUAUUUGUAUUUUUACCGAACAAAAAAAAAAACAAUAAUUGUAAAUAUGUUUAAAAUGCCACAUAAAUUCAAUAAAGAUGUUACAAAAAGUGAACGGGAUAAAACAAAACAAGCUUUUAUUGUCAGAGGUCUUUUCUUACUUACUAAUUCAUACAAAAGACUUGCAGUGGAUUUCCUAGUUCAGUCUUAUAGUUUCCCACAGUUAUGGAAGACCUACAGAUAUCAGAGAAUUUGGAAUUUCAAGAUGAUAACAAUUCUUAAAUUUCAGAGAAAGCCAUAGAAGUUUCUUUAGUCAAUAUAAUUUCCUUGAUGUUCACAUAGGGCUCAAAGAGUUGAAUCUUUCAAUGAGCCACAUUCAAACCAUAGGAAUUUUAAGACAUUUGUACAUUUAAAAUGUAUUCUCUAUUGUUCAGAAGUUUGAGGUUGGUAAUAUGUUUUUGCUUAAAUACCUUACUUGAAUGCUACAAAUAAAUAAAG